Messenger RNA from Saccharomycodes ludwigii, 981 nucleotides. RefSeq names its product 21S rRNA (uridine2791-2'-O) methyltransferase (gene MRM2). NCBI's taxonomy places the organism in Eukaryota, Fungi, Ascomycota, Saccharomycetes, Saccharomycodales, Saccharomycodaceae. Gene Ontology annotation, molecular function: rRNA (uridine-2'-O-ribose)-methyltransferase activity. Gene Ontology annotation, biological process: RNA methylation. The record is from RefSeq and is a predicted model, not a curated record. The transcript has a single exon. Gene Ontology annotation, cellular component: mitochondrion. Bases 1 to 981 code for a protein of 326 amino acids.
AUGAAUCGUACACCAUCAAUAGAUGUUGUUUCAUUCCUACAGGUCAAUGUUUUAUUAUAUCGCACUAAAGUUUCUUAUGCAAAAACGAAAAAUAUUUUAUUAAACAUAAAAAGGUAUAACUCUUCUUCAUCAAAUAGAUGGUUAAACAGGCAACAAAAUGAUGUAUAUUCUAAUCAAGCAAAAGUGGAAAAUUUAAGAUCCAGAGCAGCUUAUAAGCUAAUAGAACUUGAUGAUAAAUUUAAAUUUUUUGACAAGUCCAAACAACAAAAUAUUUUAGACCUGGGUUUUGCUCCUGGCGCUUGGUCUCAGGUCGCAAGGGUCAAAACGAAUAGAUUCUCUAAGAUUUUUGGUGUUGACAUUUUGCCGUGUCAGCCCCCAACUGGUGUCAGUAGCAUACAAGGGAACAUCUUGUCUAGAAGAACACAUGAUUUGAUAAGACUUUUUUUUUCCAGAGAAAUAAAGCUAAACAAAAUUGACAAGAUACAUGAAGAUUACGGGUAUUUUGAGGAUCUUACAGAAAAAGAAAAUAAUCUUUACCACAAUAAUCCACAACUGGAAGGAGAAACUGAAACUUUGUGCAAUGAAAACUUACCUGAAAUUAUGAAACAACCUAUUGAUUUGGUUAUGAGUGACAUGUAUGUACCUUGGCCACAAAUUUCAGGAUACUGGGCUCAGACUACUAAUACUCCUUAUUAUAGGAUGGCGAAUACUACAGGUGUUGCUAUUAAAGACCAUUACAUGAGUAUGGAUCUAUGUGAUGCUGCUUUGGUCGUUGCUUGUGAUUUAUUAAAAACAAAUGGAAAUUUCAUUUGUAAAUUAUAUACAGGCAAGGAAGAUAACUUACUGGAAAAACGAAUGAAGAAAAUUUUCAAUAAAGUCCAGCGUUUUAAACCAAAAACUUGUAGGGAUGAAUCAAAGGAAAUAUAUCUUGUGGGUUUGAAAAAGAAAAAAAACGUUGAUAAAAUGGAAGUUUUUUUAUAG